Messenger RNA from Thyridium curvatum, 825 nucleotides. RefSeq lists its product as uncharacterized. The coding region runs from base 1 to 825 and encodes 274 amino acids. Gene Ontology annotation, cellular component: cytoplasm. The transcript is spliced from 2 exons. NCBI's taxonomy places the organism in Eukaryota, Fungi, Ascomycota, Sordariomycetes, Thyridiales, Thyridiaceae. Gene Ontology annotation, molecular function: 5'-deoxynucleotidase activity. The record is from RefSeq and is a predicted model, not a curated record.
AUGUCCCCUAGCGCUGUCGAUCAGAGCGCGAACGGCUCUGGCCCUUCCAAGACUUCGGUACCAGACCCCGGUCUAGUCUUCACCCCCAAGGUCACCGGCGAAUGGACGGUAGACAAGGUCACGGCGACGAUCCCGACGGGCAAGCCGACCGAGGGCUCGACCUCGCCGCUGCCCUACUUCCACCUGCUGGAGCGCCUCAAGACGACCAAGCGCGAGGGCUGGCGGCGCUUCGACAUUGAGCGCGGCGAGUCGAUCGCCGACCACAUGUACCGCAUGUCGCUCAUCUCGAUGCUGGCCCCGCCCGCGCUGGCCGCCCGGCUCGACCUGCACAAGUGCAUGAAGAUGUGCCUGAUCCACGACAUGGCCGAGUCGCUGGUCGGCGACAUCACGCCCGUCGACGGCGUGCCCAAGCCGGAGAAGAACCGGCGCGAGGCGGCGACCAUGGACUACAUCACGCAGAACCUGCUGGGCAACCUGUACGGCGGGGCCACCGGGGUGGGCCAGGACAUCCGCGACGUGUGGCAGGAGUACGAGGACUCCAAGACGCUCGACAGCCUGUUCGUGCACGACGUGGACAAGAUGGAGCUGCUGCUGCAGAUGGUCGAGUACGAGAAGCGCGGCAAGGGCCAGGUCGACCUCGGCGAGUUCGCUUAUGUGGCGACCAAGAUGGCGCUGCCCGAGUGCAAGGAGUGGGCGGCCGAGGUGCUGCGGGAGCGCGAGGAGUUCUGGGCCGGCAAGGACCACGUCCACGGCGACGCGGGCACGCAGGGCGGCGUGUCGGCCGAGCACAGCCGGAUGCAGGACGACUACUACAACCGGGAGUAG